This is a messenger RNA of Staurois parvus, 314 nucleotides long. Lineage: Eukaryota; Metazoa; Chordata; Amphibia; Anura; Ranidae. The record is from the annotation of a GenBank genome assembly.
CACCGGGCCAUCUGGCUCGACAGCGGGCAUCGGGUCACCAGGUACAACAGCGGGCACCGGGUCAUCAGACAUUGGAUCGUCUUGCUCGACCGCGGGCACCAGGUCAUCUGGCUAAACAGCGGGCACCGAGUCAUCUGGCAAGGCAUCAACUGGCACGACAGCGGGCAUCGGGUCACCAGGUAUGACAGCGGGUACUGGGUCAUCAGGCAUUGGAUCGUCUAGCUCGACAGCGGGCAUCGAGUCAUCAGGCACGACAGUGGGCAUCGGGUCACCGGGCAUGACAGCGGGCACUGGGUCAUCAGGCAUUGGAUCGU